Molecule: messenger RNA, 2028 nt
Organism: Lucilia cuprina (Australian sheep blowfly)
Lineage: Eukaryota; Metazoa; Arthropoda; Insecta; Diptera; Calliphoridae
Exons: 5
Coding region: 801-1844 (347 amino acids)
Source: RefSeq, a predicted model, not a curated record
UACGUUGAACAAGUGCAUAAACGAGUAUAAGUACAAACAACCGCCAUAGUUUAGACAGGAGUCAUAGAAAAAUCAUCAUACGUCAUUGACUUCCAUAUGAAUACAAAGUGAAACGGAAAAUAUUGUAAAACUUACAAAUACAAGUUUCAACAUAAAACGAACAAAAUUAUAGGAAAUUGAGAAAAAAAAAUAUAUAUAUAUAUAUAUAUAUAUAAAUGGAAAGUGGACAUGCAAAUAAAUUUACUCGCACAAGUAAACAAAGAAAAAUCACACAAAAAUAAUGAUUUAUACAAUAUAAUGUUUGGAAAAAAAUUAUUAAAAAUGGAAAAACCUUAAAUGAAAAUUAAGAAAAUUAAUGUUUAUAAAAAAGGAAAAAAAGAUCGUACAUUUGUAAAUGUUGAAAGUGAAAGUUUAUAUGCAAAAAUUUAAGAACUCGUAAAGUUUUUUUUUUUCGUUCUUCUUGUUAUACGAAAAAAUCCUUGACCUAUUGUGGGGUGUUUUUAGUUUGUUGUUCCUGCUGUACUCCUUUAUGUGAAAAUUUUGUUUUGGCCCUUUUUGAACAUGUUUUAUGGUUCAAAGUAUUUUGAUUAGACUAAGUUUGGCAAAACAAAAAAAUCGUUUUACAAAUGUGUUUCACCGCGGCGUGUGUGGGUUCAUAGACAAGUUCAUUAGAGUGACAACAACUCAGUAAAAAAAUAAAAAAUAUGUUUUCCUUUCACAUUUUUUGUGUAUGAAUGUUAUUUUUGAGCUUGUUGGCAUAAAAGGGAAAAAAACAAAGAAAAAAUAUAAAAUAAAACUUUAUGAUUAUGGGUUCCUGUCUGGGUAGAAACUCUUCAAAUAAACUCAACUCAAAUAAGAGUACAUCAAGUUUGAUGUCAUCAUGUUUGGGGCGUCAAUCAACAGAUGAUCAGGAUUUGGACUUAGUUUCAAACUUAAGUGAUUCCUACAGAAAACACAAUAUUAUAUUUCGUAUAUGGAAUUUUAAAAGAAAGAAAAAGUCUUCACACUAUUUGGAUAAAUUUUGGCAGCAUCAGGAUACCAAUUAUGCCAAAUUAAAUAAUGGAAAUCAAAUUGAGAGUUACUCCGACAUACAACUACAAAAUCUGGACGUAAACAAUCUACUUAUUACCUCCGGCCAUACCAAAGAAACUGCAGUUAACUACCUACCCAGUCGUGUGCCCAGCUCAAGAGCCAGUUCAUCGCUCGAUCUUGAAUGGGAGCAUGAAUAUAGUCAAAUACGCCACUUUAACCAGCAGCUACUUAAACAGAAGUCCCAAAUGCAACCGCAACAAAACUUCGGUCAAUUGAGUAUGAUGAUGGUGGCCGGCUGUACUACCAAAGAUGAAACAUCAGCCGAUGAAUCGUGGCAGUAUAUGAAUCAAGAUGAGGAUCAGUCUAUGGCUUCGUUAAGCUCUCUAGCAGCCGUACCUGAUGCGCUGAAUGCAACGACUAAGAAUAAAGAACGUUACAGUGAGAAGCGUAGUCUCUUAAAAUCCAAUAGUCGAGUAAUGUUAAGAACGGGUUCUAUAACACGUAACUCAUCGCAUAACUCAUGGUCGCAUAUUUCCACCCCUGAGUCUCUGGAAUGGGAUAUAGAUGAGGAUCAACAGCAACAAUUAAAAAUGGAAGAUGAUAAUUUGGACCAUGAAACCUUAAAAUUAUUACAUCAAAUAGAACAAUUGAAAAAUAGAGUUUUAUAUGAAACUGGCGAGGGUUUAUACGAUAUUUUAGAUAAUGGAGAUUACGAUUAUGUGGGUAAUGGUAUAAGAACCACGGGAACAUUUAGUCGGACAAAUUGUUUUCAAUUGGGUGAUAGUGAUGGUGAAAAUGGCAAUUAUAGUUGAUUGCUAGAUGUAGAUGAAGUAAACGGAAAUUUAAUUUGAAUUGUUGUAAAGAAAAGUGUAAAACUUUAAGUUAUGGAAACUAAACUAUUACGGAAAAUAUACAUACAUACAUAUAUAUCAUUGUUACAAUUAAACGAAGUCAAAAAAAACUAAAGAAAAUGAUAAAUUCCCCCUUUAAAUAAAA